AAACCAAAAAAAAAAAUUAUUAAUUAAUUAAUUAAAAUAUGAAAUUUUCAUCAAAUAAUAUCAUUAAGUUAUGUGAUCGUAUUGAUGAGUAUUUUUAUAAAGAUAAUAUUAAACUUUUUGUGGACAAACUUCCAAAUGAAUUACCAUUUAAUAUCGCAAAAGGAAAUUUCGGAGUCACAGUUUUCACUAUUGCAUAUGAUAAUGGUAAAAUUUUCAUUUAUUCCUUUGGUGGAAAUUAGGUUACAAAAAGGUGUUAAUAAGGAAAUAUUAAAGCGAUUUAUAUAUUAAACAGUAAUUCAAAGGAGAGAGAAUUUAAUUCGCAAAAAAAACCAAUUUAUAACUUUUCUUUUGAACUAUAAAAAUGCAAGUACAACAAAUAUUAAAUGAAAAUGAUGAAAAUGCUAAAGGUUAUUUUUUUAUUGAUGGUAAACAAUAUUAUGUUUCUUUUCCCGUAAUUAAUCAUGACCAUGAUGAAAGAGGAUAUUCAUUCGAAAGUUCUGCAAAUUUGAUAACUAAUUAUGGAGUUCGAAACAACAAAAAAGUAAAUUGUAUAGUAUUACAUUGGGAUGUAUGUGGUUCAGUAAGAGAUUGUUUUCGUUUGUUGUGUCAAAGAGGAUUAUCAGCACAUAUAAUGAUAGAUGGGGAUGGAACUGUAUAUCAAAUAUUGGAUUUAGCAAAAUCGGCAUUUCAUGCAAAAGAUUGGAAUCAAACUUCAAUUGGUAUAAUGUUACAGAAUCCUGUUGACCCACCAAAUAAUGAUCGUAAUAGAGACAUUGUUGAGAGUAGAGAACCCGGUAGCAAUAUACUAUAUUCUCAUCUGGAUUUUACUGAUGAACAAAAAGAAACGGUGGUAAAAGUUUGUGAUGAUUUAUGUAAAAUAUUUACCAGUAUACCAAGAAUUUUACCUCCUCUUGGUGAAGACAAUUUGAUUACUACUGCUACUUUACCAAUAGAACAAAGAAUUGGUAUUCUUGCUCAUUAUAAUGCUCAACGUGAUAGAUAUGGUCCUGGUGAUUCUUUAUGGGUGGAAUUUUAUAAAGCUAACUAUAUUAUUAGAGAUUAAAAAGCAUUUGAUAAAUUUAAAAUUUUAAAAAUAUGUAUUUUUUAUUUAUUCAUUUAUUUUUUUUCAAAAUUUUCUGUUCAAUUAUUAUUGUGAUAGUAUUUUAAUAAAG
Rhizophagus irregularis DAOM 181602=DAOM 197198 is the source of this 1172-nucleotide messenger RNA. RefSeq lists its product as uncharacterized. Gene Ontology annotation, biological process: peptidoglycan catabolic process; peptidoglycan turnover. Lineage: Eukaryota; Fungi; Glomeromycota; Glomeromycetes; Glomerales; Glomeraceae. The record is from RefSeq and is a predicted model, not a curated record. Gene Ontology annotation, molecular function: N-acetylmuramoyl-L-alanine amidase activity.